CCGCAGCCCGGAAAAAGACAGCAGUGCCCGUUGUACCAGCGAGCACAUGUAUGUGCUUUUAUAAAGGUGAAGGGUCUCCGAAACCGAGCUGUCAUUUUUACCUUUCUUUGAAGACCACGGCAGGCUACACCAAAGGGAAGGGCAGGCACCCACACAGACAUGGCGACAUCCAGCUCCUGUGUUGUGAUCAGUGAUGAGGAGCAGGGGUAUGACCUGGACCUUUUCUGCAUACCAAAGCACUAUGCCACUGAUUUGGAUAGGGUCUACAUCCCACAUGGACUCAUCUUGGACAGGACAGAGAGACUGGCCAGAGAGAUCAUGAAGGAAAUGGGGGGGCACCACAUCGUGGCCCUCUGCGUCCUCAAAGGGGGCUACAAGUUCUUUGCAGACCUGCUUGACUACAUCAAGGCCCUGAACAGGAACAGCGACCGCUCCAUCCCAAUGACAGUGGACUUCAUCCGCCUCAAGAGCUACUGUAAUGACCAGUCGACAGGUGAAAUCAAAGUCAUCGGAGGAGAUGACUUGUCUACGUUGACAGGCAAGAAUGUCUUGAUUGUGGAGGAUAUUAUCGACACAGGGAAGACAAUGAAGACGUUACUGGAACUCCUCAAACAGUACAAUCCCAAAAUGGUUAAAGUAGCAAGUUUGUUGGUGAAGAGAACACCAAGGAGUGUUGGCUACCGACCAGACUUUGUAGGAUUUGAGGUCCCGGACAAAUUUGUGGUGGGAUACGCGCUAGACUACAACGAGUACUUUAGAGAUCUAAAUCAUAUCUGCGUCAUUAGUGAAAGCGGGAAGGAGAAAUACAAGGCAUGAAGAGCAGCUAGUAACAUUUUUUAACGUAUGGAUAUAUCUUUUCCUUUUUUUGAGUUUCAUUUUAUAUUUGAUUGCAUCAUAUUUUUGUCAUAAAAAAACCAACUCAGCCUGCUCAGGGUCCCUGAGGAUACACUGUUAUAGUGACAAUCCUGACAGUUUUAGCCACCACACACGCUAGGUUCAAAAUGAAUUGCCUUAGACAGAACCACAUCUGGGUUAAACAGCAUGGAGCCCAGCUUUCUUAGAGUUAGUACAAUGCUUUAAUGCCCCAACACUGAUUGAUCACUUUGUAAGCGAUGGAGUAAUUUAUUCAGAGCAAUGCUGCUAGCUUAAUUUACAAUAUCACAAUUUUUGUGCUACCAUAAGAUUCCAACAUUGACAACUUAUUAUUUUAUAAACUAUUUCUUUUAAUGUAAUUGUACUUUUAUUGGGAAAUAUCAAUAGCUGCUUUAUGAGCACCUUUAAAGAGGAUGUUACAUUUUCUUUAAGUUUCUAUGUACAUAUAGGGAGGUUAUAUGUUAUUAUGUUAUAUGAUAAGAUAAAUUGUGUUUUAAAAAAAGUACCACAAAUGUCGGUUGCUGUCCCUAAUUGAACACAUGGAUAUGCUGAAGAUGAAAUAUCCUCUUAUUUAUGAGUGUAUAGUGGUUAUUUUGUCUGAACAUGUAUCCAAUUUCUUUGUGUAAUACUGAGGGUUUUUUUCUGGGUUUUUUUUAAAUGCUGGAAAAUAUUUCAACUUCAACUGAAGUCAAAUGUUACUCAAUCAUAUGUUUAAAUCAAUUUAUCUGUAACCCCUAUUAUUGAAUCAGGCAGACAUAAUUUAAAUACUUAAAAAAAAAAUUGUUACUAUAUAAUUGAACCUCAUUCAGUGGUGCCAUCGCUUAAAUCAUUGUCAACUGAAUAUUUCAACACCAGCCAUUAAAUGUUCACACCCUU
Molecule: messenger RNA, 1749 nt
Organism: Scomber scombrus (Atlantic mackerel)
Lineage: Eukaryota; Metazoa; Chordata; Actinopteri; Scombriformes; Scombridae
Gene: hprt1
Product: hypoxanthine phosphoribosyltransferase 1
Exons: 9
Coding region: 160-816 (218 amino acids)
Biological process (GO): hypoxanthine metabolic process; guanine salvage; IMP salvage
Molecular function (GO): magnesium ion binding; hypoxanthine phosphoribosyltransferase activity
Source: RefSeq, a predicted model, not a curated record